Molecule: messenger RNA, 2169 nt
Organism: Dentiscutata heterogama
Lineage: Eukaryota; Fungi; Glomeromycota; Glomeromycetes; Diversisporales; Gigasporaceae
Source: the annotation of a GenBank genome assembly
UAUCAAGUUCCUUUUGAAGAAGGAUUUGAUACAAUUAUUGUAGUGGACAACGCGCCAGUUGUCGACGAAAGUAAAAAAGAUAAAUUAUUAAAAUUUAUCAGGAAAAUUUUCAAGAAUGCUGGUAAUAUUAAGGAGGGGGGAAUCCAUAUGCCAAUGGACCCUGAUCCUAAGACCGAAAAUCCAACUUCAAAAGGGUUUCUCUUCAUUGAAUUCGAAACACCUGAACAAGCAGCGAUGGCCAUAAAACAAUAUGAUGGUUAUCCGAUGGAUAAAACUCAUAUACUUGCAGUGAACAGAUUCACAGAUAUUGAGAAAUAUUCGCAGAUCGAAGAAGAGUAUAAAGAACCGGAAGAAGAAAAAUUUGUGGAAAAAGAGCAUUUGAGAAGUUGGCUUACUGAUCCUCAAGCCCGUGAUCAAUUUGUACUUUACCGUGGUGAUGAUGUAUCUAUAUUUUGGAACAAAAAGACAGAACCACCUGAAGAGAAUUGGACGGAGACAUAUGUUCAAUGGUCUCCCUUAGGUACUUAUCUCGCAACGUUUCAUCGUCAAGGCAUUGCAUUAUGGGGUGGUCCAAGUUGGAACAAGAUAAUUCGAUUUGUACAUUCAGGUGUUAAACUUAUAGAUUUUUCACCUAAUGAAAAAUAUCUUGUUACGUGGAGUAAUGAACCAAUUACUCUCGGGCCUAAUGGAGGAGCGGGCACGCCUUUUGGUCCUGAGGAUGAGGGACGUCAAAUUAUUAUUUGGGAUGUUCAUGGCGGUAAUCUCCUUCGAUCAUUCCCGUCAUCAACAUUAUCCUCUGACGGGACUCCUAACAAAAUUACAUGGCCAAUGUUUAAGUGGUCGCCAUCUGACAAGUACUUUGCCAGAGUAACACAGGGGCAACAAGGACAACAGGGGCAACAAAUACUUUCGGUAUAUGAAACACCUAGCAUGGGAUUAGUUGGUAAUAAAAGUAUCAAGAUCGAAGGUUUAGUUGAUUUUGAAUGGGCUCCUGCUUCUGAUAAAGAAAAAGAAAAGGAUAAAAAUUCAGGAGAUAAGAAGCAAAGAGAGGAAUUACUUAGUUAUUGGACACCAGAAAUAGGAAACCAACCUGCUCGUGUGACCUUAUUAAAUAUUCCAUCGAAAGAUAUUGUACGAACAAGGAAUUUGGUUAACGUUACAGAUUCCAAAAUGCAUUGGCAAUCAAAUGGUGACUUUUUGUGCGUCAAAGUGGACCGCCAUACAAAAACCAAAAAGUCAACUUUCUCUAAUCUUGAAAUCUUUAGAGUUCGUGAAAAAGAUAUCCCCGUUGAAGUUAUUGAAGUGAAAGAUGUAGUAAUUGCUUUCGCCUGGGAGCCCAAGGGUGAACGUUUUGCAAUUAUUACAACAAGUGAUCCCAAUUAUGGUCAACCAACACAAGGCGGCGUAACCUUAAAAACAAGUGUAUCAUUUUAUUAUCUUGAAAAACCAAAACCCGGUAAAGGUGAUUCAGUUGGGACCGCUAAUUUCAAACCAAUAAAAACUCUUGAAAAAAAAACAUCAAACGCCAUUUAUUGGUCGCCCCAAGGCCGACAUGUGAUCUUAGCUACUUUGCGUUCUGCUACAACUUUUGACUUAGAAUUUUGGGAUCUAGAUUUUGAAACGACUCUUGAACAGAAGGAAUUUGCAAAGGCCGAUCCCGCUGCAAAUUUACAACUAAUGAGCACGCAAGAACAUUAUGGCGUCACUGACGUUGAAUGGGAUCCUACAGGUCGUUACGUUAUUACCAGCUCUAGCUUCUGGAGACAUAGUAUAGAAAAUGGGUAUAUCUUAUGGGAUUUUAAGGGUACACAAUUACAAAAACAUUUGAUGGAUAAAUUCAAACAAUUGUUAUGGCGACCUCGACCAAAGAGUUUAUUAACAAUUGAACAAAAGAAAACAAUAAGAAAAAAUCUACGUGAGUAUUCUAAGACAUUUGACGAAGAGGAUUACUUAGAAAAUUCAACGGUGUCUAAAGAGCAAAUCGCUCAUCGACGUCGCCUGAUGGAUGAAUGGAAUGCAUGGCGUAGAAGGGUAGAAAAGGAGUUGUUAGAAGAAAGGGAAAAUUCUGGUAUUGUUUCACCUUCCAAGCAAGAUGACGAUACUAUAGAGGUUAUUGAAGAAUGGAUUGAAGAAGUAGUGGAAGAGACUGAAGAGAUCAUUGAUGAUUAA